AAUCAAUCAUCCCCUCCUUCUUGACUUUCAAUCAACCUUUGGCUCUCUGGACACAACAACCAGCUUUGAUAGAAUAUCCAGAGCAGCAUUUACCUCUCCCCCUACCCUUACCCCCGGUCCUGAUCUAAAGAAGCAGCGCCAAGCGCCGACGACACCAUGGCCGACAAGGACCCCCGCGAGGUGACGCUCCUGGUCCCCUCUGAGGACCCCGAGAAGAAGGAGGACACCAAGCCAAAGCACGACAAGGGAAAGGAGCCCGGUACCGACAAGGACAAGGAUGAGCCCGAGAUUUCGGAGGAGGACCUGCAGCUCAAGUCGGAGCUCGAGAUGCUUGUCGAGCGCCUCAAGGAGCCCGACACGUCGCUGUACCUCCCCGCCCUCGAGUCUCUGCGCACGCUGAUCAAGACGUCGACGUCGUCCAUGACCUCGGUGCCCAAGCCCCUCAAGUUCCUCAGGCCGCACUACGCCGAGCUUGGCCAGAUCCGCGACAGCUGGUCUUCCGACCUGAAGGAGCAGCGCGCGCUUCUCGCCUCGAUCCUGUCGGUGCUUGCCAUGACCUACUCGGACACGGGCAAGCGCGACACGCUCUACUACCGCCUCAUUUCGGGCUCGGAGGAGGCUCCCGGAUCCUGGGGCCACGAGUAUGUUCGUCACCUCGCUGCCGAGCUGGGUGAGGAGUACGUCCAGCUCGUGGAGCACUCGGACGACACCGAGGCUGCCACGGACGGCGAGGUCGCCAACGGUGACCAGACCAACGGCGACGACGCCCACCCCAAGCGCGACUACAAUGUCGAGCAGCUGCGCGCCCUCGGCCUCGAGUUGGUCGACUUUUUCCUCAAGCACAACGCCGAGGCGGAUGCCGUUGACCUGCUCCUCGAGCUCGAGUACAUCAACGUCAUUGCCGACAAGGUCGACGACAAGACGUACAACCGUGUCUGCCAGUACAUGGUCAGCUGCGUGCCUCUGCUUGUCCCUCCAGAUGAUGAGCAGUUCCUCCGCACUGCCGCGGCUAUCUACGCCAAGCACGACCGCCUGCCCGAGGCUCUCGCGCUGGCCAUCCGCCUCCACGACCGCAAGCUCAUUCGCAAGUACUUUGAGGCGCCUACCAAUGCUGUUAUGAAGAAGCAGCUCGCAUUCAUCCUCGCCCGUGCCAACGUUCCUAUUCACUGGGUUCACACUCUCGACACUAUGGAGCCUGAGAGCGACGAAGGUGACGAGUGGGGAACGCCCCCCGACGAGCUUAGCGAGGAGCUUGCCCAGUGCCUCGGAAACCACAACCUCUCCACGCACUUCCGCAAGUUCGGCAAGGCUGUCGGUGUCGAGGACCCCCGUACCCCCGAGGACAUUUACAAGACGCAGCUCGAGUCGCGCUCGAUCGGCGCCCACUACAACUCGGCUCGUGACAACCUCGCGUCAACGUUCGUGAACGCGUUUGUCAACGCCGGCUUUGGAAAUGAGAAGCUUGUCGUCCAGGCGCCCGAGGGAGAGAGCUUCAUCUACAAGAACAAGGAAAGGGGCAUGCUCAGCGCCACUGCCAGUGUCGGAUUGAGUCUGCUGUGGGACCACGAGGGCGGUAUCGACCACAUCGACAAGUACACCUACUCGCCCGAGGAGCACAUCAAGGCCGGCGCCUACCUUGCCAUUGGUAUCCUCUACUCCAACAUCCGCACCCAGCCCGACAUGGCGUGGGCCCUGCUCGAGGAGCACGUCGACAACCCCAGCUCUGAGAUCAAGAUCGCCGCCAUCAACGCCUUAGGUAUGGCCUACGCCGGCUCGGAGAGACAUUACCUCGUCGAGCGCCUCGCUCCCUACGUUGCCGACGACUCGUCUUCUGUCGACGUUGCCGCCAACGCCGCGCUCGCCAUGGGCUUUGUCUACGUUGGCUCGGGCAACGGUGAUGUCGCCAGCACCAUCCUCCAGACCCUGAUGGAGCGUGAGGCUUCGCAGCUCGACUCAGAGUGGAGCGUCUUCUUCGCUCUUGCCCUUGGUCUCAUCUUCCUUGGCCGCCAGGAGGCUGCCGACGCGACUCUCGAGACCCUCAAAGUCAUUGAGCACCCCAUUGCCCGCUCGGCCGAGGUCCUUGUCGAGGUCUGCGCGUACGCUGCUACCGGCAACGUCCUCAAGGUCCAGUCGAUGCUGCACAUUUGUGCCGAGCAGCCAUCAGCCGCCAAGCCCAAGGCGGAGGAUGGAGCUGCGGCUGAGGGAGAGGCCAGCGGCGAGGCGAGCGGUGAGGCCGGUGCGGCGGCGGCGGCGGCUGGUGACGUCGACAUGGACGCCGCAGCAGGAAGAACAGUUGGCGGCGACGACGCUACUGCCGACGAACCAGCCGAGCCCGUCAAGGCCGACUUGAGGCAUCAGACCAUGGCCGUCAUCGGUAUUGCUCUUGUCGCCAUGGGCGAGGACGUUGGCGCCGAGAUGGCGCUGCGACAGUUCCAGCACCUCAUGACCUACGGCGACCCCGCCAUCAGGAAAGCCGUGCCCCUCGCCCUUGGUCUCAUUUCCGCCUCCAACCCCCAGCUCACCAUCCUCGACACCUUGUCAAAGUACUCGCACGACUCGGACCUCGACGUGGCCGUCAACGCCAUCCUCGCCAUGGGUCUCGUCGGCGGCGGUACCAACAACGCGCGUCUGGCGCAGAUGCUCCGCGGCCUGGCUGUCUACUAUGCCAAGGAGCCCGACUGCCUGUUCAUGGUGCGCAUUGCCCAGGGUCUCGUUCACAUGGGCAAGGGUACUAUCGGCAUCAACCCCUUCUUCCAUGACCGCCAGAUCCUGUCUGGUAACGCUGUCGCCGGUCUCCUGGCGCUGCUGGUGUCGUUCACCAACGCACGCCAGUUCGUCCUCGGCCAGCACCACUGGCAGUUGUACUGGCUCGCCCUGGCCAUGUUCCCCCAGUUCCUCAUCACGCUCGACGAGGAGACCGAGGAGAAGGCCGUCACGGUGCGCGUCGGCCAGGCCGUCAACACGAUCGGAUUGGCAGGCACGCGCAGCGGCAUCUCGGGCUUCCAGACGCACCAGACACCAGUGCGCGUCGGCACGACCGAGCGCGCCGAAAUGGGCACCAACGAGUUCUUCCCGUACACGAGUGUGCUGGAGGGCUUUGUGUUCAUCAAGAAGAACGACCAGUACGACGCCGAGGACAACUAGGGAGAGAAGUAGAGACGACGCGGUUGGUUGCAUAGGGCGCGACGGCGCCGUGUAGACUGAGCAUCAGAUGUGGAAUGCAAUGUUGCAGUGAACACAAG
Vanrija pseudolonga is the source of this 3242-nucleotide messenger RNA. It is a transcript of the gene PSMD2, whose product is annotated as 26S proteasome non-ATPase regulatory subunit 2. The transcript is spliced from 3 exons. Lineage: Eukaryota; Fungi; Basidiomycota; Tremellomycetes; Trichosporonales; Trichosporonaceae. Gene Ontology annotation, biological process: proteasome-mediated ubiquitin-dependent protein catabolic process; regulation of protein catabolic process. Gene Ontology annotation, cellular component: proteasome regulatory particle, base subcomplex; proteasome storage granule; nucleus. The record is from RefSeq and is a predicted model, not a curated record. Gene Ontology annotation, molecular function: enzyme regulator activity. Bases 157 to 3144 code for a protein of 995 amino acids.